Molecule: messenger RNA, 1615 nt
Organism: Chinchilla lanigera (long-tailed chinchilla)
Lineage: Eukaryota; Metazoa; Chordata; Mammalia; Rodentia; Chinchillidae
Gene: Nfatc2ip
Product: nuclear factor of activated T-cells, cytoplasmic, calcineurin-dependent 2 interacting protein
Biological process (GO): positive regulation of transcription by RNA polymerase II; cytokine production
Molecular function (GO): protein binding
Source: RefSeq, a predicted model, not a curated record
AGGCAGAUAUGGCAGACUCCAGCAGCCCUCACCCUGGUGAAGAUCCCCCAUUUCCAAGCUCUCCCUGGAAGCUGAGGCGUAAGGAUGAGCGAGAAGAGAAGAAAAAGCAGGUGUUACUGGUUUCGGACACCUCUCCUUUGCCCUCACCUCCACCAAGAAGCAAAAGCAGGAAGCAUACUCGGGCACUGCAGAAGUUAAGGGAGGUGAACAAACGCCUCCAAGAUCUCCGAUCCUGCCUGAGCCCCAAGCAGCACCAAGGCCAAGACUACCAGAGCCCAGAUGAUGAGGUGGUCCUGGUAGAGGGGCCCGUCCUCCCAGAGAACCCCCGGCUCUUCCCACUCAAAGUGCGCUGCCGGGCGGACGUGGUCCGACUGCCCAUCAGAGUGUCGGAGCCAUUUCAGAGUGUAGUGGACCACAUGGCCUCUCAUCUCGGGGUGGCCCCAAGCAGGAUCCUCUUGCUCUUUGGAGAGACAGAGUUGUCCCCUACCGCCACCCCCAGGACCCUAAAACUCGGAGUGGCUGACAUCAUCGACUGUGUGGUGUUAGCAAGCUCCUCAGAGGGUGCAGAGGCAUCCCAGCCCCUCCGACUCCGGGUGCAGGGGAAAGAGAAACACCAAAUGCUGGAGAUCUCGCUGUCUCAGGAUUCUCCUCUCAAGACGCUCAUGUCACACUAUGAGGAGGCCAUGGGGCUCUCUGGACACAAGCUCUCCUUCUUCUUUGAUGGGACAAAGCUUUCAGGCAAGGAGCUACCAGCUGAUCUGGGCAUGGAAUCCGGGGACCUCAUCGAGGUCUGGGCCUGAAGCCCCGUUCUGUGUUUGGAGGCCCAGCCAGGACUUAGAACUCUUCCUUUUUGGCCCUAUAAGACUAGCAGAAAGUGGGGCCAGGGAUAUAGCUCAGCGGCACAGCACAGCCUGGCUGUGUGAGGUCGUGAGUUUGAUCCCUGGUACCGAAAAGAAAACAAAAAACAAAAAAAGCCCUAGUGGAAGGUGAGGUGGAAUUUAUUUUUAAGCAGAAUCAAAAGCAAGGGGUGGCCUUGGGCCCCAUCUCCUGUUAACCCUGGCCCAAGCCAUUGACCGCUUGCUGGCACCUGAGUGGCCGUGGCACCAUGCAGGGGUCAUGCUGAGUUUUGCAGCCCUCCGGUGCCCUUGAACUUCCGUUACUGCCCUUUGCUUCACUGAGAUGCCUGUUCUAUGAAACCUCCCUCAUAUUUAAGGAGUAGAAGUAAACGGGGCUGGGUAAGGGUUUGCAGGUCUGGGAUUUACACCACCCUGAGGCCCAGUGGUGGCCUUACCCUCACUUGGAGGCUGGGUUGCUGGCGGCGGUGCGACGGCAGGCUCCUCAGCGUGCAGGAGAGUGAGCGAGCACGUGCGCGCACUGCAGUUUAAGCACAGGUAGGCAGGAUGUUCUUUGAAGGAUGGUGGGAUCUCAGCCCUGAGCGGCUUCUCAACCCCAGGACCCUGUAUCGUCACCCUUUCUGGUGCACGUAUUUCGGCUGUUUCAUUUUGGAUCUUGGGCAUAUAGUUCAUUGAAAAUUCCUGUGGUUUUGCCUUUUUCCCUCCCUUACAUCAUCCUCUCCCGUCCGCAUCCCGUCUAAUAUAUUUAUUACACAUUUGAA